UUGAUCAUCUGUUUUUCUCUAGCUAGGUGUUGACUCUGCUAACCGGGAUCCCCCUGUGGUUUCGAGCUUGGACCUCAGGAGCAGGAAGAAAUGUAGCUCAGCCGCUUGUAGCAGAAAGCAUAUGGACAGAUCUGUGUCACGGCAUUUAGGCCUUGAAUAAAAUUCGAGAAUGCUUGUUCCAUUACGAAAAACAGAAGUGCAGAAACCACAGAGGUGCUAAGAGAUGGCACUUGUGGGGCUUGUCUCUGCCUGAGAAUUGGGCGCUCCAGGCACCGGAAGAGCCAACUCGGAUCCUGGACUCCUCGCUUGAGCAAGCCUUCCCUUCCAGCCAUUCCAGUCCAGCGGCCAAACUACUCAUUUUCUCUUAAUGAUGGGUAUUGGUAAGAACACUACGUCCAAAUCCAUGGAGGCUGGAAGUUCAGCUGAAGGCAAAUAUGAAGAUGAAGCAAAGCACCCCGCUUUUUUUACUCUUCCGGUGGUGAUAAAUGGAGGUGCCACGUCCAGCGGUGAACAGGACAACGAAGACACCGAGCUCAUGGCAAUCUACACGACCGAAAACGGCAUCGCAGAAAAGAGCUCUCUCGCCGAGACCUUGGAUAGCACUGGCAGUCUAGACCCCCAGAGAUCGGACAUGAUUUACACCAUAGAAGACGUCCCCCCUUGGUACCUGUGCAUAUUUCUGGGGUUGCAGCACUACCUGACCUGCUUCAGUGGCACCAUUGCUGUGCCCUUUCUGCUGGCUGAUGCCAUGUGCGUGGGGUACGAUCAGUGGGCCACCAGCCAGCUCAUCGGGACCAUUUUCUUCUGCGUGGGAAUCACGACUUUGCUGCAGACAACGUUUGGAUGCAGGUUACCCCUGUUUCAGGCCAGUGCUUUUGCAUUUCUGGCCCCUGCUCGAGCCAUCCUGUCUUUAGAUAAAUGGAAAUGUAACACCACAGAUGUUUCAGUGUCCAAUGGAACAACAGAGCUGUUACACACAGAGCACGUCUGGUAUCCCCGGAUACGUGAGAUCCAGGGCGCCAUCAUCAUGUCCUCACUGAUAGAAGUGGUCAUUGGCCUCCUAGGCCUGCCCGGGGCUCUGCUGAAGUACAUCGGGCCCCUGACCAUCACGCCCACAGUGGCCCUUAUCGGGCUGUCUGGGUUCCAGGCGGCGGGAGAGCGAGCGGGGAAGCACUGGGGCAUCGCCAUGCUGACAAUUUUCCUAGUAUUACUGUUUUCGCAGUACGCCAGGAACGUGAAGUUUCCUCUCCCAAUUUACAAAUCCAAGAAAGGAUGGACUGCAUACAAGUUACAGCUUUUCAAAAUGUUCCCUAUCAUCCUGGCCAUCCUCGUGUCGUGGCUGCUGUGCUUCAUCUUCACAGUGACAGAUGUCUUCCCUCCUGACAGCACCAAGUAUGGCUUUUAUGCUCGAACAGAUGCCAGGCAGGGCGUGCUUCUGGUAGCACCGUGGUUUAAGGUCCCGUACCCGUUUCAGUGGGGACUGCCCACCGUCUCCGCAGCUGGCGUCAUCGGCAUGCUCAGCGCCGUCGUUGCCAGUAUCAUCGAGUCUAUUGGGGACUAUUACGCCUGUGCUAGGCUGUCCUGCGCCCCGCCGCCUCCCAUCCAUGCGAUAAACAGGGGGAUUUUCGUGGAGGGUCUCUCCUGUGUUCUCGAUGGCAUAUUUGGUACUGGGAAUGGCUCUACUUCAUCCAGUCCCAACAUUGGAGUUUUGGGAAUUACUAAGCAAAAGCUCCUGGUCUUUCCUUCUCCUGCCACCCAGAGAGACCAAGUGGCUUGCCCUGGUCCACCGGUUGGAGUGGAGUGGGGGUACAGACCAGGCGGAGGUGCUGAGAAUCUACACUCCUUGGCCUCCAGGCCGUGCCACCUCUCACAGGUGGGCAGUCGGCGGGUGAUCCAGUAUGGCGCGGCCCUCAUGCUGGCUCUCGGCAUGAUCGGGAAGUUCAGCGCCCUGUUCGCCUCCCUCCCGGAUCCGGUGCUUGGCGCCCUCUUCUGUACUCUCUUUGGAAUGAUCACAGCUGUUGGGCUCUCCAACCUGCAGUUCAUCGACUUAAAUUCUUCCCGGAACCUCUUUGUGCUGGGAUUUUCAAUCUUCUUUGGGCUCGUCCUUCCAAGUUACCUCAGGCAGAACCCUCUCGUCACAGGCAUAACAGGGAUCGAUCAGGUGUUGAACGUUCUUCUCACAACUGCUAUGUUUGUAGGAGGCUGCGUGGCUUUUAUUUUGGAUAACACCAUCCCAGGUACUCCAGAGGAAAGAGGAAUCCGGAAAUGGAAGAAGGGCGUGGGCAAAGGGAGCAAGUCACUCGAUGGCAUGGAAUCCUACGAUCUGCCAUUUGGCAUGAACAUUAUUAAAAAAUACAGAUGCUUCAGCUACUUACCCAUCAGCCCAACCUUUGCGGGCUACACGUGGAAAGGCCUCGGGAAGAGUGCCACCAGCCGGAGCUCAGACGAGGACUCGCAGGCCACAGUAUAGCUGUAGCUGCGCCUGUGGCUUGGCCGCAGUGAGGCAUGAGUCUGUAGUUUUUGCUGAGUAACAAGCAGUAACCUAUAUGUUUGUAUAUCUGCAUUUACAUUCUGCACCCAGAGCUAAGAUGAUUACAAAUAGCUUUUUUGUUGUGGGUGGUGAUCGUGUCUAAUAUCGUGUCUCACCUGUCUCCUUAUUUAAGCCCUGUCCCUUGCCUUUGAGAGCGUCCAUUGAACUUGAAGUUCCUGUCCUCCUGUGGGAGUGGGUGUUUAAAUCCACAGCAGUUCCUUGGUUUCGGUCUCCUGCCCCCACCCUGGGCUAGCUUUCCUAGCCUCUGGGGUGCAGGGGAUUUCUGUCCCAGAAGCACCUGGACCCGCGUCUAUUUUAUUUGACCUCAGCUUGUACCGCAUAGACCCCCUCUAGUCAGGGGGUACCAGUGUCCUCUCACUGUCACAUCUGACUGGUCAGAUGUGAUUCUGUGUCCCCUGAUGCUCCUAUAGCAGGAAACUAUUGACCCAAUUGAAAAUCGCCAAUGUGGUUCCCCUAUAUCUGCGUGUGGGUAAGCUCUGUACAGGUGUUAGUGGAACUGAAAUCUGGGGGAUUGGAGGGGAGGGGAAAGCACCUUGAAGUCGAUAUCUGAUUCUCACCUGCUCUCUCGUGGUGCCACCCUGGCCUGGGCUGGGCCAGCACAUUUCAUACUGGCCUCUUUUUCACUAUAAUUGAGACACUCUAUCUGACAUUUUCUCACUCACCAGGCUGGUGUCGUGGGUAUAGAGUGCCACCCAAGGGCACUAAGCAAAUGUUGAUGGGAGUCUUGACUCUGCUGUCAUGUGGAUGUCAGUUCUUGUUGCGCGUGUCUAUAAAUUACAAGUUUUUAUUCCUAUUUAAUGUUAUUGACUAUAACAGGUUUUUGAAAUCAGUGUUUUUCCAUGUGACCCUCUUACCUUGCAUCCCUGUUACUUGUCCCCCACCCCUCACUUCCCACGAAGAAAAGAACCCGCGUUUAUACAGCUGUGGAUGCCAUCAGGGAAGCUUGUCGUCAAGGCUUUUGAAGGCCAGUAACCAUUAUUGUGGUUGUGUUUUGUAUUGCUUGAUACCAUGAACAUGUAAAUACUGUAAUGCCUAAUCUAUUUAUCAAAACUGACUACUGGACCAGAGCCCAGAAACCGUGGGUUGAGUUACACGUGAAUUUGUUUUGUGAAGAAGGGAAGCUGGGACAGGGAACAACAGAGCCUCCAUAUCGAAUGGUUGGGCAUCCUGGUAAAUUCAUCCCUGUAGUUCUGCUGCGAGUUGUUUGUGGCAGUUAAGGCUUAAGGAGACUUUUCUGUGGGUUGCCAUGUGGAAUGUCCACUGGAUUUUGGUUUUGGAGAGGGGAAAAUUAGACCCCCUGGUCAAAUGCUGCCUUUCUUGUUUAAGUUAUUGCAGAAGGUGGUAAGAAAAGCAGUAAGCAGGGUCCCUUCUGUUGAUUUCUCAUCAAUAACACUAAAUCCUAUGUGAAAAAGUUACUUCUAUGGAAUUUGGUUUGAAAGUUUUCAGCCCAGGGAAAACCCUGAAACACAAGGUAGCACCCUCACUACAUGAGGUGGUGCUUUAUUAAUCUGGUUGAGCCUUGGGCAGCCAUGGGUGUUCUCGUCUCUGACAGCAGGGCAUGGUUCUCAGCAAUCCUGUGUCCACAAGGUCUGUUUCCUGCCCCCACAGCUGGCUCUCCUCCACCGUGUUCGGGUGUCUUGGCAACUUUGUUGUGCCACUAUCGCCUCCUCGAUUCCUGGGAAGUUUGGGGCUUCAAGGCGUCCUCUGGCAAGAAUAGUUCAGAGCCACUGUGUCGUUUUUGCAAAGAUCUUAUUGCAGAUUAAGAUUAAGAAAUGAGAUUCUAAGUUACAUCUAAUUUUGUAUGUUGUUUUUAAAAAUUGUAUCUGAUGCAUAGUUAACUGUAGAAGCACAUGGGUUAACGGUUUUCAUCCCUUUAACUUGGUUAACACUCAGUGCCGACAGCCCCCCUGCACUGAGUUGCUCUGUUUCCUUCUGUUUGUGUUUUGCUCAGCAUCUCUAAUUUCUCUGUUAUAAAUAGUGGGGGAAACUCUUAAACAUGCCAGAGAUUUUCAGUAUUCUAGUUCUCUAGGUGAGCAGAAGGACCAAAUAUCCAAAUAAAAGCAUCUGAACCAUUGGGUGAUUUAACCUGACUGGUAUCUUCCCUCCUAGUGAGUGACACUCAGGGUAUGUGCCUCAAACAGCCAGAAACCCACUCCCUUCUGAAAACCCUCCUUGGGCUGGGUGUUAUUGGGAGGUUCCAAGUCUGUCUGUUUGGGGGAUGUCUCCUGCAAGCAUUUAAAUGUGGAGGGAAGCCAUGUAGCCACACCUUCUGUUAGAGAUGAAGGGUUUUGCCCUUCUUUUUCCGUUGGGGCCAGCUCUAGAUUCCCUGUCUAAGGCAAGGGGAAGGGGACAGGAGUUAGGGAGGAAAGAGGGCAGCCCAACUAAAGGUCCCAUUGAGUCUGGUACUUUGUGCACAGCCUGUGAAACUCACUUUCACUUGCGUGAUUGGAGUCUCCUGAUAAUGAAUAGAUCUUGUAUGCGCAGCACACACAACCAUGGUCGAAAGUGGUCCUCCUGCUGGCAAAUAUGCUACAGAGUCUCUGUAAUUAAAAGAAGAAUGUAUUUGUCUGCUCCUUAGGCUUAAGCACAUGUCUGAAAGGUUUUGGGAGACGAAGUGGCCAUGUGCAUUUACAUCUUUGGCCAGCAUUGCUGGGGCCGCAUAUUCACCAUGCUUGGGCCAAUAGAACAUUUUAAAAUAUUUUGGAGUGUAAAUGUUCUUGGACACGGCAUUCAGACUUGAGUUUCCAAAGUGACUACCUACCCACCAUCUUUACAUUGACCUUGGCCAUCUUGAUGUGAGAAGUAGAAAGUUUUUAGAAGGACAGUAGAUAACUGUCCUAUCAAGGUGGAGACAAGGGAGAUCCCACCACUGGUUUAAUUAAAAAAAAAAAAAAUCUAACACGGUUCAUAGAGUAAUGGGAAAUGGCUCCAGUGGUUGUCUCAUUAGGGAAUUAAACUUAGAUUCAUUCAUACAGACUCCUUCUUAAGAGGGUUUCAGAUGUUAUAGUAAGUUUCUCAUGAUUAAUGGAGGCAAGAGAAGUGGCUUAACCAGGCCAGCUGGAAUGAGGCAUCGUGAGUCCUGGUGGUGUCCCCUUUUCAUGAUAACAAAUUCACACACAGGAUUUGCUUUAUACUGUAGAAUACUGACUUUCAUGAUGACGACUUGGUUUAUGCAUGAAUACUGCAGUAUUUCCAUAUAGUAAAAUAACAUUUCUACCCAGGAUAAUAGUCACAGUUUUCCAGGGAGGGAAUGAUAUAAUUUUCAUGACAAUGUCAUGUGAUAUAGAAUUUCUCCAUUGAUGAAUCUCUAGUAUGUGUGUAUACUUUAUUUACCCAUGCGUAUAUUUUAUCACCAUGAGCUGAAGUGGUUUCUUGUAUUCAUGGCCCUGCUGAAGUAUUGGUACUGGCAACUUAGACUUACAAGUUGGCAACUAUAAUCAUCCAUGAUGCUGAUGCCACUAGAGUGGCCAGGCCAGGGAGAAGGUGAGUAAGGAGCUGUGGCAGAAGCCUCAUUCCAGACCCCAUCUGGCAGUGAGCAGCAGCGUUGCGUAGGCGCCGUGCUUGGGACACGCACACGCAGCCACACCCCCGGGCACCGAGGCUGUGCCCUGCUGCACGUGGGCCUGAGGCUUCCGGGCUGCCCCCCCCCCCCCGGCUCAGGGGAGCCCCCCUGGGCCUCAGAGAAGUGCUCCGGGUUUUCACACGCUGUGCGUGUUGUGCUCUGUCCCCCUGAGGUUUGGACACAGAGAACAGGACGUUUCCCACCCGCCACUUCACCUGCAGUCACCUCCCAACUAGUGCGAGAAGCCCGCCUGUUGUCGCCAGCAUUCGGCUUCUCCCUGUGGACGCGGAAAGCCCGUUAGCGCUGGGCACCCCCUUUCAGCAGCCUCACACACAUUCCUGUCCUUCUAGGUUGUUCUGGACUAUGCCCGGCCGUCCCUCCGCGGAAGGAACGCCGGCGACCUUAGACCCACCCCCGCACGCAGGGCGCCAUCCCCAGUGUCGUCCUACUGACAGUUCAAGUGAAUACCCCUCUCUGUUCAUUGGCAACAACCUCUGUUUGACACAUUAAUAAAUUUCUGACUGUCCUUAAAGCAGUGGGGAUGCCUAUACUUUCCUUGCGUUUUUGUGACUGACUUUGGCUAUAUACCUUUCUGGGGUUUUGUUUGUUCGUUUUUUAUUUUUAUUUUGCAUACCGAGGGUAUUUGGGGGUGGGGUUGUUUUUUGAGAUGUGUAAUUCUUUUAUGGAGUUUUUAAAAAAGAAUUUUCAUAUUGUUUUUCUAACAUGGCUUCAUUAAAUGUUUAAGUAUUUUAAAAAUAUGUAAUAUUUGGACCAGAUGUUGUGAAUAAUAGUAGAGAUAAAGCUAUUUUAUUCUGUAUUUUUAAAACUGUUCCGUACAAAUAAAAGCUCUGCUGGACGCA
This is a messenger RNA of Suricata suricatta (meerkat), 6973 nucleotides long. It is a transcript of the gene SLC23A2, whose product is annotated as solute carrier family 23 member 2. Lineage: Eukaryota; Metazoa; Chordata; Mammalia; Carnivora; Herpestidae. Bases 368 to 2470 code for a protein of 700 amino acids. Gene Ontology annotation, biological process: L-ascorbic acid metabolic process; transmembrane transport. Gene Ontology annotation, molecular function: transmembrane transporter activity. The record is from RefSeq and is a predicted model, not a curated record. The transcript has 18 exons. Gene Ontology annotation, cellular component: membrane.